This is a messenger RNA of Podarcis lilfordi (Lilford's wall lizard), 5838 nucleotides long. Lineage: Eukaryota; Metazoa; Chordata; Lepidosauria; Squamata; Lacertidae. The record is from the annotation of a GenBank genome assembly.
AUGUUUCGGGCCGGCCCUGGAGAUGGCCAGGCACUUGGGAGGCUCGAAAAGAGGAUUCGGCUAAUUCAUGGCGAAGGAGCCCGGGAUGCCGGGAGCCAAGAGGGCUCUUGCACCCGGUCCCGCUUGCGGCUUUCCCGGAAGAGAGGUCUGCUUGGCCACUGGGGGACCAGGAUGCCAUCGGCCUGCUCCAGGUGAAGGCUCGUCUUUCAUUAUGCCAAGUCAGAACUAGUCCAGGAUUGUCUGCACCAACUGGCAGCAAGCCAGGACUGCACCUCGGGGCUUCAGCGUGCAGGGCAGCAGCCCCUCUCCCACAGCGCCAGAGCCGGCCGGCCUUCUCUCGCUUUCCUGUUUCCUCAGAGUAGCGCCCCUUUCGCCACUUAUGCUUACAUCCUCUUUCAGUAGUUCUAUUUUUUAAAAACCCCCUUCUUUUUCCCACUUUGUUUCCUCAUAGGCCCACCCAAUCCUAAACAUAAAUUAAUUAGCUAUAUCAAUAUAACUUCUUCCCCACCCUUUCUCUCUUCCCCUUUAAAAAUUCCUUCAUUUUCACUUUCCUUCAUAGGGAAACAACCAACCCUAGCCACAUCCUAUUGAUUUCAGUGAGGCUUCUGUUUCCCCUUCAACCUCUUUUUGUAAAGCAUCCAUUCCUGCUUUUCUCACAACGAAUCAGCAAGCCAUAUGUACAUCCUAUUGAUUUGAAUGGAGUAUUUUCACCGGCUGGCUAACAAGUGGAAUCUGACACAUACUUACCCUGCAGUCAGUCCUACUGAAUUCUAUAGGGCUUAUUUCAGCUGAAUUUCAGCUGGAGCAAAGUAGCAGACAGCAGAAGAUAGCAGGGUGGGCACAUUUCUUUGCAAAAAUCCACUGAUUUAUGUGUAAUACAGCAGAAUAGUAGGUGCUGGUUUUUUAAAUAAAAGCAAUGACUUUGUUCUUCAGGGAGAAAUUGGCAGCAGGAUUCAUCAGCCAGAAUUCCCACCUUAAAACACACCAAGUGCUAUUGGAAAACAUUUGCAAUAUUGUCAAAGAAAAUGGCAAAAUUGAUUAUUUAACUGGUCUUUAGGGACAUGAGCUACGGUGUGCCAUAUUGAACUAUAGCACUAGAAUUCAAGUUAGCGUGGAAAUUCAUGCCACAUGAAGACACCAUGAGUAAGGGUUUUUUUAAUUAACCCUUGUCCUUCUAUAUAUGGUUCUGGGCUGAUUAAGAAAAACACCUUAUUGGGAUGCUUUACUUUUAUUCAUCUACAUCAGUGACAAUGAGUAGGAUCAAUACAGUAUGCUUUUUAUUUUUUAAAAAAUAGUAGUGAUGGUGAAAAUGCAGAAGAUAUGUAAUAAACAGUUUCAGAGGGAGGCAGCUCUUUGUCACUUACAACAAUGGAAAACCCACAGCUACAGAUAAAAUGGGAGCAGUCUCUUUAUCCUCAGUGGCCACAUGGCCAUGAAAUUCCUGUGUCUUGCGCUCUUUGAGCAGAUAUAUACAUCACCCCCCCCCGCUCUUUCCCCCUGCAAUUGGCCAAGCAGAAUCUGAAGACUGAGAAGCACCCCCCCGCAAGCCCCAUAGCAAUGCAACUACCUUCUGCCACCUUUUGUUCCUCUUUUUGCCUACAGAUAUUGUAUAACUGUAGCACAAGCAACAAGAGUUUACAGAGUGCAAUUCUUCAAUACACAAACAAAAGGGGCAUCAGGAUAGGUUUAUUCCUGUCUGGUUUUUUGGGGGGUGAUUAUGUACUUUUUGGACAAAAUAAAAUAAUUAUGGGAGACUAAUAUUCAAGCAAGUACAUAUAUGGAUGAAGAUGGCCACUGCUGCUUAAAUCUUCAUUUUCUCUCUCUUGUAACACUCUCAAAAUGUUCAACUCCACAGAAUAAUAUCAUUAUUGCUGGUCCAUUUUAAAACAGUUUCAGAGGGGCACCAGCAUACUCUCUGUGUUUAUCAAUUUUACCUGUUUGUAUCAGCAACAAUUGUAGAUAUUUUUUUCUUGAGACAAAAUGUAUUUGUUUCUUCUUCCAGGUAGUCACCAUCUUCAUGACGAAGCAGUAAGUAGCCACUUCUCUAUAGAUAGCUGUGCAACAAUUAAAUAUGCUUAUUUAGUGUGUACAGAGGACUAAGAAAAAUGUAACACAUGUAAUUGUCUGACAUUACUAAAUAUGGAAGAACAAUAGCAUGAAGCUAAGGAAAUUACUUGGUUCAGGGCAACCUUCCAAAGAAGCCCACAAAAGUUAUGGACCCAUAAAUGUUUUUAGUAGUUAACACAUAUUCUGUUAGUCAUUUGCAAGAAAACAACCCCUCACGAGCCAGAUGAUGCUUGCAAAGCUGGACUCUGAAUCUCCAGAGGUGCUCAAACUAAAACAAAUUAAGCUGGCAGCAGAGCCAUGGGGAAAAUAAACACUGGAUCAGAGCAACAGCAGAAAGACGAGAGGAGUUUCAAAGUACACCAGGAACUGCAUUAUUUAUUGUAUGGGUCUUUGUGCCUCUAAGGAAAACAGGAUAAGCACUUCCAAAAUAAAUUUGAGCAGUUUUGCUUCAAAGCAUUUGCUCUUGAUAUGUGUGUGUGUGCGCGCGCGCGCGCACGCACCCACCAUUACCUUUUGGUAAAAAGGGAGCCAGAACACUGAUUGCAUUCAAAAGCACAUUAUGACCUUGUGCACGGCAAAGAAGCAGUAAGUUGGCAAUGCCAAUAAAUUGAUCGAACAACAUGGCAAUUCCUUCUUCUAAAAGAUGCGGGCAGCGCUUUCUAAUGUGCGUUGUUAAAUAUUGGUUACAUCUCCACUGUGUAAGCGCUUCAGCAAAAGUGGGAGUGAAUGAUAUUAUGCAACCCUCAGCAGAUGUUCUUUUCACUCCUGGAGUCAAUAUGGUACAGGCAAGUGCUGCCACACUGACAGGCCUGGACAGCAAAGCUCUUUGUUCCACAAUGCACAGCACAGGCUUCAUUCUUAUGCUCCUGGCAACGAGACAGAAUGCCUUCAUCCCUGAAGAAGCUGAAAGGGAAACUUGGAGGCUUUGAAAGGGUGAAUAAACACAUGCAAUGGCCUUAGAAGAAUAAAAUAUAGAUCAGCAACACGCACACCUGUUGCAAGCUAUUUGCGUUACAAUCCUGCACACCCUUUGACUUGGGAGCAAGCCUACUGAAAAUGGAAGUUUCAAGAACACAUAAAAGGAGCCCAGCUGGAUUAGACUAAAUAAAGGUUCAUCUAGUACUGCCUGGCGUGCUCUGGUCCAUGGGGUCACGAAGAGUCGGACACGACUAAACAACAGCAACAACAGCACUGCAUCCUGUUUCCCCAAGAAAUGCUAAUCAGAAGGCAUCAAGGGCAGGAAAGGAAAAGGCCAUGUCUGCUGUGGCUAACCAGUGCCUGAGAGUCCAAAGUCUGCCCCUUCAAGAGGUUCUAUAUAGUUGUUUCUUUCUCCACAUCCAGCCACCUUAGUUAAUGGCCAUUACCACUCCAUGGGGCAACUCAAUCCAUUAAUUUUGUAGUAUGAGUAACUAUUUUCUUUCGUCUGUUCCAAACCAUUCAUUCCCCUGGGUGAUCCCAAGUUCUAGUUCUUUGGGAUAGAGGAAUGUCUAUUGGCUUUCUCCACACCACACAUAAAUUUAUAAACCAGUUAAUCCCCAUUGUAGACAUCUUUUUUUCCUGAAAAAACACAAAGCCCAGCCUUUGGCAACCUGGCGCCCUCCCAUUCCCAUCAUGUGUUAUGCUGCCUCUUUUAAUAGUAGUGUUCCUUGAUUUUUAUUUUUCUGCUGUUUUUCACGGAUUUCUUAAGAUGCAAUUCAGCGGUAAACCAGGUUUUCCUGGGGAAAGCGGUGGAGGAAAAAACCACAGUUCUCAGACCUGUGAUAAUAGAUCCAAUACAAAAUAGUAGAAAGCACAUGACAAAAGUGUGGCUGGACCGUAACUUAAGCCCCCUUUCUUUCAAAGGGACUUAAGUCACUACUUUAGCUGGGUUGGAACCUUUGCCAUUCACAGCUCAAAUCAUUUAAAGUAGUCCAACAGGUCUGCAUAAAUCACCAUCAAGUUUAUGUGGUAGGAGAGCUAUCAGCCAGGUAUGAAUGGCAUUAGAAAAGUUGUGUGGGAAAGCUUCAAGGCUCACAUCACUUUUACUUAGAUCAAGCAUUAUUACUCACUCACUUUAAUUACCUGGCCUAGAUUGUCAUAGAACACACCCACAGCCUAAGGGAGAAAAUACACACUUGUUAAUAAAGUCAGCCAUGAAGGUCUCUCACUGCAAUAGACAAGGGUUCAUUAUGUAAUAGAGAACUGUAAAAGAUGUGAAACUGAACAAAUAUUUUAAAAAGCAAGAAAGGACAGGAGGAAUGAAACCAGAAAAAAAUAACAGUACUAUUAUAUAUGUGCACAGAAAGAGUAACAAAGUCUAGCUUUGGUAAUAUACUAUUUAAGAGUUCUGGACAGAAUGUUAAAAAUAAACAUACACAUACCUGACAACAGAUAGAAAUUAAUUUCCCUAAUAUCUAAAUUUAAGUUGCCUUGGAGCAAUAAUGAAACUAUAGGGAUGCUAAUUACUCAAGCACUCAAAUAAUUUUUUAUAUAUUUUCAAAUACAGUGGUACCUCGCAAGACGAACGCCUCGCAAGGCGGAAAACUUGCAAAACGAAAGGGUUUUUGGUUUUUUGAGUUGCUUCGCAAGACGAUUUUCCCUAUGGGCUUGCUUCGCAAGACAGAAACGUCUUGCAAGUUUGUUUCCUUUUUCUUAAAACCGUUAAUACAGUUGCGACUUGACUUCGAGGAACAACUCAUAGCACGCGGUUUGGUAGCCUUUUUUGAGGUUUUUGAGGACUUUGGUGAUUUUUGAAGCUUUUCCAAAGCUUUUCCGACACCGUGCUUCGCAAGACGAAAAAACUCGCGGAACGAAUUAAUUUCGUCUUGCGAGGCACCACUGUAACCUUUGCAGCAACUGCUAUGUUACAAAGUAGGCCAGCAUUUUAAUUCCUGCACUUUGCAGGUUCAGACAUGAGAUGAAGAUUGGCACAGAAUGGUAGUAACUCAAUGGUGGAGCGUAUGUCUUGCAUGCAGAAAACUUUCUCCAGGGAUGAUGAGAAACAUAGUUCAAAAGAUCUGCAGGAACACACUAACACACAUACGCUACAUGGUUCUCAGGCCUCUUUCCUAGCAUUGUGUUUGCUAGCUGAGCAACUCCAUCAAAGAGUGAACGCCCCCAAUUCCUCAAUUUAAUCCCUGGCAUCUCCAGUUUAGAGCAUUCUAUGGGAAAGGCUUGCACUGGAGACCAAAGAAAGCGGCUGCCAAUCAAAAGUAGGCCACAGUUCAUACAAACCAAUGAUAGCAUGGGCAAGUUCAAACAAAGUUAGAACUGCUUCACCCAUUUAAAAUCUCCUGUAAUGUAGCCAAUUAACCCUUCAGAUGCAAGCACUUCUCAGAGUUUGCUUUUUAUUUUAUUUUCAGUGAUAGGUCGGUCAUGUAACCUAGAAUGCAUGAUAUUAAGAAUAUAUUUAUUUAUACCCUGCUGCCAUUUCCCCCUGACGGGAAUGAAAGCAACUUACAGAUAGAAACAAGAACCACUAAAAACAUACAAAAGAAAAACAAUAUCUGAAAAACAAUUAAACAUGGAUACAAUUAAAAACUAUGUACUUUCUUAUUAAUAAUACUUAAUCAGUACAUCUUCAAUUCCCUGUUCAGAGCCCCUGAUGAAUGCCGAAGAAACAGAAGUGCCAAAUGCAAGACACUGAGGCAAAUGGAAGGAGCUACCUGCCACCCUGAAAAAAAAACUCUGGAAGGUAUGGCACAAACCCAAGACACGCGCAGGAUGGGCCUGGAGUCGUCCUACUCUCAUCCAAGGAGGAGCAUUCAUGGUACGUGGAUCGUUAGAGGAUAG